Messenger RNA from Tribolium madens (black flour beetle), 2890 nucleotides. RefSeq names its product probable beta-hexosaminidase fdl (gene Fdl). The transcript is spliced from 3 exons. Gene Ontology annotation, molecular function: beta-N-acetylhexosaminidase activity. NCBI's taxonomy places the organism in Eukaryota, Metazoa, Arthropoda, Insecta, Coleoptera, Tenebrionidae. The record is from RefSeq and is a predicted model, not a curated record. Bases 505 to 2397 code for a protein of 630 amino acids. Gene Ontology annotation, biological process: ganglioside catabolic process; glycosaminoglycan metabolic process; carbohydrate metabolic process. Gene Ontology annotation, cellular component: membrane.
UCACUUCCACUCUCCACCAAACGCUCGAGUGUAUGACGAGCCGUACAUGACCAAUGACGUCUUCUCCGAAGCGGCCGCCACGUUUCACCGAGAUGGUUCGCCGUGACCAUGGAGGAUGUUAACGACGCGAACCAGUUCGAAUCCGUGCAAGUUUCGCGCCGCACGUGUAUGGAAAAACGCGACUUUUCAAUUAAAUCCUCGAACCCCACCUAAGGAAACCGUACGAGUUCCGUAAAUAGAGUGUAGUGACUUCAGCAUUGCGUAAAUGAAGACAACCACGCGAAAAAUAUAUCGGCUCGGUUGGGUGCCUCUUGCAGUCAGCGUCUGCAGUCCAAGGACGGUGGUAGAGAAACUGCCCAGUGCCCAUCUUGGUAUCUACCUGUACUCAGGUGCAAGCAACAUGAUACAGACUCUCACUCCGGCUACCAACAACUCUCUCUUCGACAGCGUGCUGUGAUAGUGUGUGUGCAAAUGCUGAUUAAACGAUAACAGAGGCUCGAGAGGAUGAAGCCUGGCGAGGUUAAGCGUGUCCUCUUCUUUUUUUCCUUCUGCUGUAUUUUAUUCUUCAUUUAUCUGUAUUGGCAACAAACCAGCAAUCUUACCACCUCGAGACUUUUGUACACCUAUAGACACCCUUAUCCAAAGCAAAAGAAGUCGCACCCGCCCCAGUGGACAUGGCAGUGUAUAAAUCAGCGAUGCGAGAGGCGGCAUAUAAAAGGGGACAUCCCUAUAGUGUCAUUAUCGACAUGCAGCAUGUUGUGCGGCUCGACGCAACUCUGGCCCCAACCCACCGGACCUGUAACUCUCGCCAGCAGGGCUGUCACAUUCAACCAUCAACAACUAGAACUCGAAACGGACACUCCUGAACCCGCUAAGACACUUUUAGAACAUUCUUUUGUGGCCUUUAAUAGUAACAUUAUCAGUCUAGUCCAAAACAAAGAUUACGUAGAACAAGGAACUGACGUUAGAAGAUUUCUAAUCAAAAUCAUGAUUUUGCACCCGAAUAUCGUAAAACUAAAACUGGACACGAGCGAAGGGUAUAGUUUGAUUGUAAAGCCACGGAAGGACGAAAUUGUGGCUAAUAUAACAGCGAAAACGUUUUUUGGAGCCAGACAUGGGCUUGAGACUUUGUCCCAGUUGAUUUGGUGGGACGAUUAUGAAAGAAAAGGGGCGCUUAAGGUACUUAAAGGAGCCACGGUACAGGAUAAUCCAAUUUUUCCUUAUCGUGGGAUUAUGCUGGAUACGGCUAGGAAUUACAUGAGUGUUGAGAGUAUUCGACGAGUGCUCGACGGAAUGGCCGCAAAUAAACUCAAUGUCUUCCACUGGCACCUCACCGAUUCUCAAAGUUUUCCCUUGGUGUCAGAAAGAGUGCCUCAAUUAGCGAGAAAUGGGGCUUACGGACCUAAUAUGAUUUACACAUCAGAAGAUAUCAGAGCUUUGGUCGAAUUUGCCCGAAUUAGAGGUAUUCGAGUGGUUCUUGAAGUUGAUACUCCAGCCCAUGCCGGCAAUGGAUGGAACUGGGGCCCCCAAGAAGGUCUAGGUGAAUUAGCAGUAUGUGUCAACGAGCGACCUUGGAGUCUCUACUGUGGGGAGCCCCCAUGUGGUCAACUCAACCCUGAUAAUCCCAAUGUUUAUGAAAUCCUCGAGAAAAUUUAUAAAGACUUGUUAGAAUUAAGUGACGAAACUGAACUCUUUCAUUUGGGAGGAGACGAAGUGAAUUUGGAGUGUUGGGCCCAACACUUGCAGAAAACCACGACUUUGAUGAACUACACCGACUUGCACGACCUUUGGGGCGAGUUUACUCUCAAGGCUUUAAAAAGAUUAGAAAGGGCCAAUAACGGUAAAAAAAUUCCUCUUGUGAUAAUCUGGUCCAGCAAUCUCAGCAAAAGACCUUACAUUUACAAAUAUUUAGAUAAGAAAAAUAUCGUGGUGCAGAGUUGGGGGGCGAGUCAAUGGCCAGACACCCCCGAUCUCAUCAGCGACGGCUACCGGGUGAUAAUCUCUCACGUUGACGCGUGGUACCUCGAUUGCGGCUUUGGGCGGUGGCGCGAGACGGGGGACGCAGCGUGUGACCCCUACCGACCGUGGCAAACCGUUUACAACCACCGACCAUGGCAGCAAUUUCACCUAAACAAGAAGCAAAUUCUGGGGGGUGAAGCGUGCCUAUGGAGCGAGCAGUUCGACGAGGCGUCGCUGGAUACGAGACUGUGGCCGAGGGCGGCCGCCUUCGCCGAAAGGGUGUGGAGCGACCCGCAGCUGGAUGUAACUUCGUUCACCAUACAGGAGGACGUGUAUACGAGAUUGAACACGCAUAGAGACCGCUUGGUGGCUCGGGGACUAGGAGCGGAAGCCAUGUGGCCAGUGUGGUGCGCUCAAAAUCCCGGUAUGUGCCUUUGACGGGGGACCAAAGGACUGUUUUAUGUGCCAAUGUGUGACUGAAAGAACGCUCUUGCCGAGUACUUACAGCCAAAGGUUCGAUUCGUCAGUACAAUUAGAGUUAAGUGGAUCAGUAAGUGCUUAUUUAUUGAAUAAAAAUUUUAAGUAAACAAUUAGUAUUUUAUUGAAGUGGAGCAAACUUAGUUACUUUUGUACUGAGUGAAAAUUAUUGUGAAUGAAUCAUCGUAUUGAAAGUUAUUAAAUAUUAUAUUUGACACCUUGGCGGGCUUACUAAUAGUAAAUUGUUUAACAAAUAAAGAAAAGUGCAAGUUGAGCAUGCUAUUUAUUGUAUCCUUUAUGGAAAACGUGGAAAACCUAAGAAUAUUUAACAAAAAUUGUUUUUCUACAAUCUUUAACAUAUUUUAGUUGCAUACUUAUUUGUUUAUAUGGUUGUAUUGCUAACAAGUCAAGUGUUGCUAAUUAGUAAAAUAAAACAUUUCUUUUUUGAAUUCUA